Fusarium keratoplasticum is the source of this 306-nucleotide messenger RNA. RefSeq names its product Structure-specific recognition protein 1. The record is from RefSeq and is a predicted model, not a curated record. NCBI's taxonomy places the organism in Eukaryota, Fungi, Ascomycota, Sordariomycetes, Hypocreales, Nectriaceae. The transcript is spliced from 3 exons. The coding region runs from base 1 to 306 and encodes 101 amino acids.
AUGCCUAAGGCUGCUGCUGGCAAGCGUGGAAAGGUUGAGAAGAAGCGAGGCAAGAAGGACCCCAACGCCCCCAAGCGUGGUCUCUCUGCCUACAUGUUCUUCGCCAACGAGCAGCGUGAGAACGUUCGUGAGGAGAACCCCGGCAUCUCUUUCGGCCAGGUCGGCAAGCUCCUCGGUGAGCGAUGGAAGGCCCUGAACGAGAAGCAGCGUGCCCCCUAUGAGGCCAAGGCUGCUGCCGACAAGAAGCGAUACGAAGAUGAGAAGCAGGCUUACAACGCCGACCAGGAAGAGGAGGAGUCCUCUUAG